UGUCGCACUUCUAUCACGCUACAGGCGACGCCCUCCCCCCACGUUAACGCCGAUAUGGUCACAAUUUUCUUUUAAUUUUUUUAUUUUACUCCUGUGGGUAAAAUGUAUAGAAACGAAUGACGUAGCGUGAACACUCAAGCGUGUGUGUGUAGGCGUGGAGGAAAAUAACGUGCAGCGCGCGAGGGGAGGAGAGGGCUGGAGCUGGUUGUGUGCAGUUACAGGAUAGUGUUGUCAGUGGCGGAAAUACGGUUUCAGUCUUGGUGUUAACUGUCAGGAAACGCAUGCAGUUGUUAAGGAAUGAAGUUGUAGAUGUUGGUUUGCAGUGAGCGGAGCUUCGCAUCUGGAAAGUGCACGGAGUGAGUGGCUCGAGUGCUCCAUACCGAAGCCCAGCCUCCGCUCCUGGAUGUAACAGCGACGUUAAAACAUCAUCAAGCCACUUGUGACCACCGGUGCGGACCUCCAUUUCAGAAGAUCCCAGCAACCUUUAGCCAUGAUGUAGAUGGUGAUGUAGCCAUGAUGAUGUUGCAGCAGGACGGCUACAGUGCUAUGUCAUCAACCACACCUCCAUCGGCCCAACCCCCUAAGAAGGGAAGGAAGCCAGAGAAAACAGAGGUGAUGGCUGAUUCGGCGCAGGCCACCAAUGAGGAACUUCGGAGCAGACUCAUGGACAUUCAGAUUGAGCUGCAGCAGGAGCGUGGCAAGGUCUGUAAACUCCGUGAGCGUCUCCAGGAGCAGCGGCAGGCUCGCGAGCUUGAACAACACAAACAUGCCGUAGCCAUUACUGACCUGCGUGCUAAGCUCCAUGAAGAAAAGCUGCGUGAGAUCACAGCUGCCCGUGAGACCCUGGCACGGCAACAUGAAGCUGAGUUGGCCCGUGCCAUCAAGAUCCGGGAUACAGAGGUGCAGAGGCUUCAGGGUCUUGUAAAUGCACUAAGAGAUGGAGCAGCUGACAAGCUUAAAAAUGCUCUUCUUGGUGAGGCUCGGGAGGAGGCUAGGAGAGCUUUUGAUGGGGAGAGACUAAAGUUACAGCAGGAGAUUCAGGAGCAGAAAAUGGGCAGAAAGCAGGCUGAGGAAGCACUGGCAAAUGCUCUUCAAGCUGAUAAAGCCAAAGCAGCUGAUCUUCGCACGGCCUACCAACAGCACCAGGAUGAGGUGCAUCGCAUUAAACGAGACUGUGAGAAAGACAUCCGCCGACUGAUGGAUGAGUUGAAGGCCAAGGACCGGGUGGUAUGUGCCCUGGAGAGGGAGCUGGGGGUGCAGGCUGGCUAUGCCCAGAAACUUCAGCUUCAGAAGGAAGCCUUGGAUGAGCAGCUGGGUCAGGUGCGAGAAGCUGAGAGAUACAACCACGGCAGCCCCAAGAGGGAAGCAGUGCCUGGACUGGGAGAAAACCAAGACCUGCUCAACAACCAGGAUGUAGAGGAGCGUGACAUGAGAAGGUUUCAGCUGAAGAUCGCAGAACUCCACUCGGUCAUAAGGAAACUGGAGGACAGAAAUGCACUGCUGGCAGAUGAGAGGAAUGAACUAUUGAAGCGGGUGCGAGAAGCAGAAAGCCAGAUGAAGCCCAUGUUUGAGAAAAAUAAGCGACUGUCCAAGAAAAAUGAUGACCUUUUGCAAACAUUACAGCGCAUGGAGGAAAAACUCAAGAACCUAAGCCGUGAGAAUGCAGAGAUGAAGGAAAAGGCUUCUUCCUCUCGGCCGCCUUCACAGCCGCAAUCCACUCAGUCCCAGUUAAAGCGGCCAAGUUCUCUGACUGACCUUAGCCAUGCCCAUGAGGAACAGGAAGUGGAAUUUCUCAAGCUGCAGGUUGCUGAGCAACGCGGCCUCAUUGAUGAGCUCACGCAGGAACGUGAUCGAUUGGUGAUCAGCAAGAAAAACCGAAGGAAACCUGCUAAGCUGCCAAAAAGGCAUGUUGUGGAGACAUAUUUUGGAUUUGAUGAGGAGUCCAUAGACUCUGAAACUUCAUCGUUGACCUCCUAUAACACUGACCUCACUGACCGCACACCUGCCACCCCUGAGGAAGAUUUGGAAGAGAGCAUUUCCCGUGAGGAGUCAGAGCUUCGUUUCCGUCAACUCACUAGAGAAUAUCAGGCCCUUCAGCGGGCCUACGCCCUCCUGCAGGAGCAGACUGGGGGCUCUUUGGAUGCUGAGAGGGAGGCCAGGACUCGUGAGCAGCUGCAGAUGGAACUGAGCAGCUGCCAGGCCAAGAUUGUUGACCUGGAGAAAGCUCUGGCUGAGAGGGGGCAGGAUUCAAAGUGGGUGGAGGAGAAACAAUACUUGAUCAGGACAAACCAGGAACUGCAUGAGAAGAUGUGUGUGUUGCAGCAGGCGGAGUCGCGGCUGCAGGCUGAGGUUCAGGACGCUCGGGACCAGAAUGAGCUGCUGGAAUUCCGAGUACUGGAACUGGAAGAGAGGGAGCGCAGAUCUCCUGCCCUCAACCUCCACAUGUCUGCGUUUCCUGAAAACAGUAGUAGUGCCCUGCAGAUCUACUGCCACCAGGAGGGAGUCAAGGACGUGAUCAUUCCUGAGCUGAUGAAGAAGCUGGAUAUUUUGGGGGAUAAUGGGAAUCUCAGAAAUGAGGAGCAGGUGGCGGUGAUCCAGGCAGGGACAGUGAUCUCGCUCUGUGAAAAGUGGUUGAAGCAGAUUGAUAGCACAGAAGCUGCCCUCACACAAAAGAUGAUCGACCUGGAAAAUGACAAGGAGCUAUUCAGUAAGCAGAAGGGAUUCCUUGAGGAGGAGUUGGACUACAGGAAACAGGCCUUGGACCAGGCCUACAUGAGGAUCGAGGAGCUGGAGGCCACGCUGUAUAGCGCUCUGCAACAGGAGCAGCCGGCAUGCCAGGCGGUGGCUGAAUCGCUGACAGACAGGCAGAGGGAGGAGCUGAGGCUAGCUGUGGACAAGCUGCGGCGUCAGAUUCUCCGGCAGAGCCGGCAGUAUGACAGUCAAAUCUUACAGGAGCGCAUGGAGCUCCUUCAGCAGGCCCAGCAGAGGAUUAGAGAGCUGGAGGACAGGAUUGACUUGCAAAAGAGACAAAUAAAGGAAAUAGAGGAAAAGUUUUUGUUCCUCUUUUUAUUUUUUUCUUUAGCAUUUAUUCUUUGGCCUUAAUGGGAUUGAUCCACAUCAGGUGUUCAGAUGCUGUGGAUGCAAGCAAGGAUGACACAAACUUGUUUUUUAUGCAUUUUUUGACAGUUCAUGAAAACCUUAUGGCCUUUUUGAUUAACAAGCACUUUUGCAGAAGAUCCUUACCUGGAAUGCAAGAAUAUUUAAAAAUUUUAAUAUAUACCUAGGAUUAAAGUCAGAUUUAUUUGCAAUUAACAUGUACUAUAGUGGUUUUUUAACCUGGGACAUUAAUACUCCUUUGUGAGAAGCAAACACAUUGAUUUAUUGUGAGAAAACUCUAAAUGAGAGGAUUACUUGGAGGAAAGCCACAGAUGCAGCUGAAAGAAUGUCCAGUGGAAAAGCAGAGAUGGAUGUUGGAUAAAAGAGAAAGUUAAAGGCUGAGUGAGGGGGUGAACAAGCUGCGUGCCAGCUGGACAUGGAGGAUUCUGGCAAAGUCUGUGUCUGUGUUUCUAAGGAAACAAAAGUGCAACUAAGUCCACAGAUCAGACAUUUAACCUAAAGGAGGCUUGUCAUUGCACUGAGGUGGUGAAACUACAGAGGAAACGAAAAACCAGUUUCUUUGCAACAGGUGGAAUUAACUCAGUGGGCACAGACUGAUCAGUGCAGGAUCACAUGACUUCACCAGACAGCAAGUUCCAGAAGCAGA
Molecule: messenger RNA, 3763 nt
Organism: Melanotaenia boesemani (Boeseman's rainbowfish)
Lineage: Eukaryota; Metazoa; Chordata; Actinopteri; Atheriniformes; Melanotaeniidae
Gene: jakmip1
Product: janus kinase and microtubule interacting protein 1
Exons: 25
Coding region: 514-3102 (862 amino acids)
Molecular function (GO): kinase binding; GABA receptor binding; microtubule binding
Source: RefSeq, a predicted model, not a curated record